Klebsormidium nitens is the source of this 2291-nucleotide messenger RNA. The record is from the annotation of a GenBank genome assembly. NCBI's taxonomy places the organism in Eukaryota, Viridiplantae, Streptophyta, Klebsormidiophyceae, Klebsormidiales, Klebsormidiaceae.
CAAAUGUACAUUGUACACCAACUGGCAUUGGCACCUGAGGCUGUGGUGGUGGUGGUGGGUGCGUAUGUUCUCUUCUCAUAAGCCCGUACCCAUCAUGGUGGGUGCGUAUCAAAUUACCGUACUGCCAUUGCAUCCUAGCUAGGUAGGUCCUGAUCAGUGAUCGCGGCUGUGGGGUGGCGGUCCUGGCGUUGCAGAGCAGCUCCUGCUCCCAGUCGUACCUCUACGUGGGCUCUGUUUGCGGGGGCAGCAAUGCCGCGCAAUCCACAGAAGAAAGGCAAGAAGAAGCGGGCCGCGCCUGGCGACGGCGGCGCCAGCAGCAGCGGGGCAGCAGCAGCGGGAGAUGUUGACAUGGAGGGAGGGGCAGCUCCCUCGGGGGCGGCCCCGGCGGAGCGCCCCAAGGUGUGGCGCGCGGGGGUGGACGACAUGGCGGGCGAUGAGGAGCUCCAGUUCGACCCCACUGCGUACGACUGCCUGCACGCGCUCGCCCUCGAGUGGCCCUGCCUCAGCUUUGACGUGGUGCGCGACUCGCUGGGGGAGCAGCGGAGUGCCUUCCCCCACACCCUCUACGGAGUGGCGGGCACUCAGGCGGGCAGCGCAGGCGGCAACAGCCUGGCGGUGAUGAAGCUGGGCAACCUGACGCGCAUGCGGCGGCCGCGGGGCGGGGACGAUGAGGACGACGAGGACGAGGGGAGCAGCAGCGACGAGGAGGAGGCGGGGGGGGCAGCGGCGCCUGUGCUGCAGGUGCGCAUGGUGGCCCACCACGGCGGCGUCAACCGCGUGCGCGCCAUGCCGCAGCAGCCGCACAUCGCCGCCACCUGGGGCGAGACCGGCCACGUGCAGGUGUGGGACGUGUCCCCGCAGCUGCGCGAGCUGGCUGCCCUGCCCGCCACCGCCGCCACUGCGGCCAGCCCCGUGGUGCGCCAGGCCCCGCUUCACGUCUUCAGCGGCCACGCCACCGAGGGCUUUGCAAUGGACUGGAGCCCCGUCACGCCCGCACGGCUCGCCACAGGUGACUGCGCUGGCCAGAUCCACGUGUGGGAGCCGCGCGAGGGCGGAGGCUGGGCUGUGGGCGGUGCGCCUUUCCGCGGCCACUCGAGCAGCGUGGAGGACCUGCAGUGGUCGCCGGGCGAGGCCGGCGUGUUUGCCAGCGCCAGCUGCGACAAGCGCAUUGCCGUGUGGGACACCCGCCAGCCAGACCGCCCCGCGCUGAGCGUGCCGGCGCAUGCCGCCGACGUCAACGUGCUGUCGUGGAACCGCCUGGCGUCGUGCAUGCUCGCCUCAGGCGCCGACGACGGCACGUUCCGCAUCUGGGACCUGCGCGCCUUCCAGGAGGACGCAUUCGUGGCGCACUUUAAGUACCACGGCGCGCCCAUCACGUCCCUCGAGUGGAGCGCCCACGACAGCUCCGCCCUCGCCGUCGCCGCCGCCGACAACCAGCUCACGCUGUGGGACCUGUCGCUGGAGGCGGACGCGGAGGAGGAGCGGCACUGGGCGGCCGCGCAGGCGCAGCCGCAGGCGGAGGCGCCGCCCGACCUGCCCGCGCAGCUGCUCUUCGUGCACCAGGGGCAGCACGACCUGAAGGAGCUGCACUGGCACCCGCAAGUCCCGGGGCUCCUCGUCAGCACCGCCGCCGACGGCUUCAACGUCUUCAAGGCCAGCAACCUGUGACUUCACCGCGCGGGGCCGCAGCGGCGGGACGAGCAGAGGGGGGGAACAGGCAGCGGAGCAGGCGUGGCGUGCGUGCACCCAGGGUGGGUAAUGUGCGCCAGGCCGGGUGGGGCAGAGGGCUCACGGGAAGAUGCGAGGCAGGGGCGCACAGCGGCAGCAGCCGAACUUGUGGCUGGGGAGAAGAUCGACGGCGGAUGGCCGAGUGCAUGGCAACACCUGAUUGACUCGGGGAGCCAUAAGGACAAGGUGCGAUCCUUGGUGUGUAGAUGAUGAGUAGAGCUCUCACCACAUUCUCGAAGCUGGGAACUAGUACAGUAGCUGCUGGCGCUUCUGUCUAUCAUUGUCCAUAGCGGCCUUGGGCAAACGGACAGCCUCGAGCAGCAGCAACACUGGGGCACCUCCCGGUAGUUAGCACAGAAAGCCGCACAAAAUGCACGCUCACCCCUGAUUGCAUUACGAGCGAUGUUUCAUGCCAGCUAACGAAGUCAGGAGUCAGCCAUUCCGACGUCAUGUUUGGCGUCCAAAAGGAGUUGCUGACGUUAGAACACAAAGGAUGAAUAACUUGCAUUACAUUACAUGCAUCCAAGUUAAUGUAUGAAUUGAUGUGAGGUGCUUUAAGCGGG